AUGGAGUUGACCAAUAGGACCAAUGUCCGAGAAUUCAUUUUGUUGGGAUUUGGGGUAGAGCAGCACUAUCAAUCCCUGCUUCUCGUCUUUUUCACCCUUCUCUAUGUCCUCACUUUGAUCGAGAACAUCACCAUUAUCACACUGGUGCUCUUAGAUGCUAAGUUGUCCCAGCUUCCUAUGUACAUCCUCCUGAGCAAUUUCUCCUGGAUGGAGAUCUGCUACGUGAGUAGUAGUGUGCCCCGGAUGGUCUUUGAUCUGGCUUCCUCUAACAAAAUUAUCUCUUUCCAUGAAUGUUUCAUUCAGUUCUACUUCUUUUUCUCUCUCGGAACGACUGAAUUCUACUUCCUUUCAGCCAUGGCUUUGGAUCGGUACUUGGCCAUCUGCUACCCACUCCGCUACCCACAAAUCAUGUCUUCAACGUCUUGUUAUGGCCUGGUGGCUUUUUGUUGGGUCUUUGGAUUCCUGGGACACGUUGUUCCACUAACCCUGAUCUCCAGGUUGUCCUUCUGUGGACCCAAUAUCAUUGACCAUAUUUUGUGUGAUCCUGGACCACUUCUGUCCUUGGCUUGUCCUCCACUUGGAUACGCUCCGCUUAGCAGUCAAAUUGCCAUGUAUGUCCUGUUCUUUGGCAAUGUCUCCUUUGUUAUGUUGUCAUAUAGCCUUGUAAUUUUCACCCUGAUGAAAUCUUCCAACCAAGGGAGUCAGAAGAAGGCCUUCUCCACCAUAUCUAUGCACAUGUUGGUGGUGACAAUUUUCUAUGGCUCAGUUGGAGGGGUGUAUUUAAUUCCUGGUGGAGAAAACCAGUCAGAGGUCACUAAGGUAGGAACUGCCUUCUAUGCUGCUGUCACACCUUUUCUCAAUCCUCUGAUUUACUGUCUGAGGAAUGACCAGGUGAAAGAGGCCCUGGGCAGGUUGCUGAGCAGAAUGAUGGGGCUGGUGUUGAGAAAUGCCACAGUUUAA
Messenger RNA from Sceloporus undulatus (fence lizard), 960 nucleotides. RefSeq names its product olfactory receptor 11H6-like. The coding region runs from base 1 to 960 and encodes 319 amino acids. Gene Ontology annotation, molecular function: olfactory receptor activity; G protein-coupled receptor activity. Gene Ontology annotation, cellular component: membrane. The transcript has a single exon. Gene Ontology annotation, biological process: G protein-coupled receptor signaling pathway. The record is from RefSeq and is a predicted model, not a curated record. NCBI's taxonomy places the organism in Eukaryota, Metazoa, Chordata, Lepidosauria, Squamata, Phrynosomatidae.